Molecule: messenger RNA, 2442 nt
Organism: Anopheles nili
Lineage: Eukaryota; Metazoa; Arthropoda; Insecta; Diptera; Culicidae
Gene: rdgC
Product: serine/threonine-protein phosphatase rdgC
Exons: 10
Coding region: 1-2442 (813 amino acids)
Cellular component (GO): nucleus; cytosol
Molecular function (GO): protein serine/threonine phosphatase activity; protein binding; calcium ion binding
Source: RefSeq, a predicted model, not a curated record
AUGGCCACGAUGCUGCGGAACUGCGGUUGCUUUCAGCGAGCCCGUCGUAGCUCGAGCUUCGAGGACUCGUCCUCCUGCCGGUCGUCCGAGAUCGAGCGGGGCGGCGAGAUGACACCGCACAGUGGCAGCCUCCUGAAACUGUUCACCUCGAAGGGCUGGUGCCGGCAAUGGCGGAAGAGCGGCCGUGGCAUGAGCAUGACCAAGAUCGAGCGCACGAUGAAGGCGGCCAUUCUUAUACAGCGCUGGUAUCGGCGGUUCCUCGCAAGGAUCGAAAUCCGGCGGCGCUACACAUGGACCAUCUUCCAAAGCAUCGAGUAUGCGGGCGAACAGGACCAAGUACGGCUGUACAACUUCUUCAACGCACUACUAACGCACAUUCCAGAGACCGCCGGGCGUCCAUUAGACUCGCAGAACACAUCCCGAUCGUCGUCCGCAGAGGCACUGAAUAUGAAAUUUUCCGACGAAUCGGACGAUCUAGCCGACGAGGGCAUCACGGGACCGGAGCGUGGCUACCAGGGCCCCGAGAUCAAGUUCCCGCUCGACAAGAAGGAGCUGGAAGUGAUCAUCGAUCUGUUCCGAAAGAAGAAGAACCGACUGCACGCGAAGUACGUCGCCGGGAUACUGCGCGAGGCGACGUCCAAGCUGAAGCGGCUGCCCAAUCUCAACCAGGCGUCAACAGCCAUCUCGAAGCAGGUGACGAUCUGCGGCGACCUGCACGGCAAGCUGGACGAUCUGCUGGUCGUGUUUCACAAGAACGGGUUGCCCUCACCGGAGAACCCGUACGUGUUCAACGGGGACUUUGUCGACCGGGGCAAGAAAGGCCUCGAGGUGCUGUUGCUGCUGCUCUGCACGUUUCUGGUGUUCCCGGGCGGUGUGUUCCUGAACCGUGGUAACCACGAGGACACGGUCAUGAACGCUCGGUACGGCUUCAUCCGGGAGGUGCACCAGAAGUACAAACACAACGCCGAAAGACUGCUGAAGCUCAUCGACGAGGUGUACCGGUGGCUUCCGUUAGGGACGAUAGUUAACAACCGGGUGCUGGUCGUGCAUGGCGGCAUCUCCGAUUCCACCGAUCUGGAUCUCAUCCGCAGUCUGGACCGCGGCAAGUACAUAUCGCUGCUGCGCCCACCGAUCACCGAGAGCACGGCACCGGGAGCCGAAAUCAUCGACAAGGUAGAAUGGAAGCAGGUGUUCGACAUCCUUUGGAGCGACCCGCAGCACACCGAGGGCUGCCGGCCGAACUCUCUGCGAGGCGCCGGAACGUACUUCGGGCCGGACGUGACCAACAAGUUCCUACAACGCUACAAACUACAGUAUCUCGUUCGAUCGCACGAGUGCAAGCCUGAUGGGCACGAGAUCAUGCAUGGUGGAAAGGUCAUUACUAUCUUUUCUGCUUCGAACUACUACGAAAUUGGCUCAAAUAAGGGCGCCUAUCUCAAGCUCGACCCUCAACUGGACACUCACUUCGUAAUGUACACGGCGGCCGCCUCAAAGACUCGCAAGUUAACAUUCCGCCAGCGAGUCGGGUUGGUCGAAAGCUCAGCCCUUCGUGAGUUGGCAGCCAAACUGCGUGAGCGUCGGAUUGAGCUCGAGCGUGAGUUCAAGUCACGUGACGCGGAAAACACGGGUGUACUGACGCUCGCCAAGUGGUGCGAGGCGCUCGAGAGCGCUACCAGCCUCGGUUUGCCAUGGCGGAUGCUGAAGGAUAAGCUCGCUCCCGCCGAUAAUCCCACUGCCAGCUUGGUUGCGACGAUCACGGAAGUCAGCUACCGGAAGACGCUGCACCUGCUCGACACGGACUCGUUCAAAUCGGCCCAAAACGGUACGGCCUCGGUGGCAGAGUCGCUGUACAAGAACAAGAGCAGCCUGGAGGCGAUCUUCCGCAUCCUGGACAAGGACAACUCGGGUCAGAUCUCGCUGGAAGAGUUCGGUGAGGCGUGCGAGCUGCUGCGGCGCCAUUUCCCGCACAACACGCACGAACAGCUGCUCGACAUGUGCCGCAUGAUGGACAUCAACAAGGACGGGCUGGUCGAUCUGAACGAGUUCCUGGAAACGUUCCGGCUGUGCGAGAACGCCAAGGAGCAACUGCUGACCAGUUUGGAGCAGCGAGCGUGUGUGGAACCCGGCGUCAUCGGGGACCAACCCUCACAUCCGAGUGCCAAUGGGGUGGCAGCUGGUGUUGAACGAGCGGCCGCCGGUGGUGAUGGCCGGCGAAGGAGCAAGAAGCGUUCGAGUAGCAAGCGAAAUGGCGCCAAACCGAACGGGCUACCCGAGGCCGACGAGGACUCGGACGAUUACGAGGACUAUGAGGCGAACGAGGAGUCGGAGAGUGUGGCUCAGACGGGAUCAGCUAAUGGUACGGUUUUAAACGCAGCCAGCACUGCCGCAACCGCUAACAGCACCGCCAACGGUGACACUCACAAGGACACUACCGCCUCUUAA